UGGCAAAGCACCAUCACAGCAUAGCCUAAGCCUUUCCUCUUUCGUCCUCUCUCCCGGAAAUCUCUCCGCGACGACAAUGGCGGCAGUCUCUCAUCUCCUGACGGCGGCGAUGGCGCUGAUGGUGGCGUCUUCGUGGCUGCUGGUGGCGCACUCGGCAGACACCAACCGCGCAUACUCGCCCUGCUCGGACACAACCGUGCAGCGGUCGGACUGCUUCUCGUUCGGCAUCGCCUUCGCUUCCCGGACUUCGUUCUUCUACAACGGCAGCCAACAGCUGUCUCCCUGCGACCGCAGACUCUCUCUGAGCAGCGCCAACUCGCAGGUCGCGGUUUUCAGGCCAAAGGUGGACGAGAUUUCUCUGCUCACCGUCAACACUUCCUCCUUCUCCCCGGACAAUUACGGUGGUUAUAUGGUUGCUUUUGCCGGUCGGAAAUAUGCUGCAAGGUCUGUUCCUGCUUUCGUUGCCAACAGCACUUACACUGUGACCAGCUUUACUCUCGUGCUUGAGCUUAAGAAGGGCAGGCUGCAAAACCUUUACUGGAAAAGAGAUGGUUGUGCUUCGUGUUCAGAAAAAUCAAACUUUGUCUGCCUCAACAAACAGGAUUGUGCCAUCAAAAUUUCCGACUGCAAAAACCACGGGGGCUCAGUAGAUUGCAGCCUUGGCAUACAAUUAGCAUUCUCUGGCACAGAUAAGCAUCUUUCAGUUUUCAAUUCUUGGUAUGAAGUGGAAAAUCUUCGUCAGUACUCACUUUAUGGCCUUUAUUCAAAUUUAAGAGAUUCUCUCACUAGCCAGUAUAACAAGAUAUUCUAAUCACACUUCUAGAAAGUUUUAUAUAUCAGUGCUUGAUCAUUUGUAAUAUAAACAUGAAUUUAGGAUCAUUUCUGUCGACGCGUGUAAAUCUUUCACUUUAAGAUUGUGACCUUAAUGAAGAUUUCUUUUCCUGA
Molecule: messenger RNA, 945 nt
Organism: Punica granatum (pomegranate)
Lineage: Eukaryota; Viridiplantae; Streptophyta; Magnoliopsida; Myrtales; Lythraceae
Source: RefSeq, a predicted model, not a curated record